Messenger RNA from Clupea harengus (Atlantic herring), 4654 nucleotides. RefSeq names its product syntaxin binding protein 5b (tomosyn) (gene stxbp5b). The record is from RefSeq and is a predicted model, not a curated record. Gene Ontology annotation, biological process: exocytosis; Golgi to plasma membrane transport. Gene Ontology annotation, molecular function: syntaxin binding; GTPase activator activity; myosin II binding. Gene Ontology annotation, cellular component: plasma membrane; cytoplasm; SNARE complex. NCBI's taxonomy places the organism in Eukaryota, Metazoa, Chordata, Actinopteri, Clupeiformes, Clupeidae.
UAGCGCCCCUAUCUUACAUCCGGGUGCCGCUUCGGCAACAGACUCCGGCUGGCUGCAGCUCUGCGUUUCCGUGUUGGUUGUGGGAAGAGAGGGGGUCACAGACAGGGGGUGAGAUUGACUAAAUCUGUUUGGAUUACGUCGUCAAUACCACCUUUCCUAUGGAUGAGGAGUAGUAUCGGAUGAAGAACACACCCGUUGUCAAAGAGGGAAACUUGUUUUUGGGCAUAUUUUGACAUGGAGUAUGCCGUGACAACACCCCCUGACAUGUGAGAUUUACAGAGCAAUAUAGCUCGGUAGAAGACUGUGCAAUUGUGUGGCUGUUGCCAUCUCGCUUAUCCAUUUAUGGUUGCUCAUUUGAUCCACUACUUGUGUCGCGAUCCUCGUCUGUGCUGGGGGAAAAAUGAAGAAGUUUAAUAUCAGAAAGGUGCUAGAUGGUUUGACGGCCGCCUCCUCCUCCUCAUCAUCAUCUCACCCGGGAAACAGGGAAAAUGACUCAAUUCAGGAGAACCUGCAGUCGGAGCAUUUCCAGCUCUGCAAGACCGUGCGCCAUGGCUUCCCUUAUCAACCCUCAGCAAUGGCUUUUGACCCUGUGCAGAAAAUCCUUGCUAUAGGGACUCAGAGUGGAGCUUUGAGGUUGUUUGGGCGAGCAGGUGUGGAGUGUUACUGCCAACACGAGAGCGGCUCAGCCAUCAUCCAGCUCCAGUUCCUCAUCAAUGAGGGGGCACUGGUGAGCGCGCUGGCUGACGACAGCAUCCACUUAUGGAACCUGAGGCAGAAGCAACCGGCGGUGCUGCACUCGCUCAAGUUCAACAGGGAAAGGAUCACGUUUCUUGCCCUGCCCUUCCAGAGCAAGUGGCUGUACGUCGGCACGGAACGAGGGAACAUCCACACCGUCAACGUGGAGUCCUUCACCCUCUCAGGCUACGUCAUCAUGUGGAAUAAAGCCAUUGAGCUGUCCUCAAAGUCACACCCCGGCCCUGUAGUACACAUCAGCGACAACCCCAUGGACGAGGCCAAGCUGCUGAUUGGCUUUGAGUGUGGCAUCGUUGUGUUGUGGGACCUGAGGACCAAGAAAGCAGACUACCGCUAUACCUACGACGAGGCCAUCCACUCUGUCGCCUGGCAUCACGAGGGCAAGCAGUUCAUCUGCAGCCACUCAGACGGCACCCUGACCAUCUGGAACAUCCGCGCGCCUGCCAAACCUGCCCAGAUCAUCACACCUCAUGGUAAGCAGCCCAAGGAUGGCAAGAAGCCAGAGCCAUGCAAGCCCAUCCUGAAGGUGGAGUACAAGACCACCCGAGUAGGGGACCCCUUCAUGGUGCUGUUCGGGGGCCUGUCCUAUGACACGGUGGGCCGACGGGCCUGCCUGACGGUGAUGCACGGGAAGAGCACAGCCGUGCUGGAGAUGGACUACCCCAUCGUGGACUUCCUCACGCUGUGUGAAACGCCCUACCCAAACGAUGUCCAGGAGCCCUAUGCUGUGGUCAUCCUGCUGGAGAAGGACUUGGUGUUGAUCGACCUGGCGCAAAUCGGGUACCCCAUCUUUGAGAACCCGUACCCCCUGUCCCUGCACGAGUCUCCGGUCACAUGCUGCGAGUACUUUGCCGACUGCCCGGCAGAGCUGAUCCCGGCCCUGUACUCCGUGGGCUCCCGACAGAAGAGACAGGGCUACAGUAAAAAGGAAUGGCCCAUAAGUGGUGGUAACUGGGGCCAAGGAACUCAGAGCUAUCCAGAGAUCAUAAUCACAGGACAUGCUGAUGGGUCCAUCAAGUUCUGGGACGCCUCAGCAAUUAUGCUGCAGGUACUGUACAAGCUGAAGUCGGCUAAAGUGUUCGAGAAGGUGCGCAACAAGGAGGACAAGCCGAGCACGGACAUCGUGGACGAGGACCCGUUUGCCAUCCAGAUCCUGUCGUGGUGCCCGGAGAGUCGCAUGCUGUGUGUGGCAGGAGUGUCCGCUCACGUCAUCAUCUACCGCUUCAGCAAGCACGAGGUCACCACCGAAGUGGUGCAGCUCCUGGAGGUGCGCAUGCCAUACGAGCUGAACGAUGUGGACUCUCCAGAGGCGGCGGGGGAGCAGACCCCUUCUGUGUCCACUCCAGGGGCCUCCUCUAGCCCCCAGACGGCACUGCCCCCUGCGGACACACACCCCUCCACCAGCAGCAACUCCUCCGACGGACCCCGAGAUAACGUGCCCUGCCUCAAGGUGCGCUGUUCCCCUCUCAAGCAGUCUCCAGGCUACCAGGUGGACCUGGUGGUGCAGCUGCUGUGGGUCAGCGGGGAGCCCCCGCAACAGAUCACCAGCCUCGCCCUCAAUUCUGCAUACGGCCUGGUCGUCUUUGGUAACUCCAACGGGCUGGCCGUGGUGGACUACUUCCAGAAGACCCUCCUGAUGAAUGUGGGCGUGCAGGAGCUAUACGGCUCAGCCGACCCUUUCCAGAGGCAGCCGCGCUCCCCACGCAAGACCCGGCAGCCGUCUGGAGGCCCCUGCGAUGCUAACGACGGCUCCAAUGCCUCAGAGGACCGCUGCAAAUCUCCCACCUCAGGCUCCACCUCUCCCUGCAAUUCUGACGAGGAGAACAAAGCCCAAAAGUUCAUAGAUAAGAUGAAGUCCAAAAGCAGACGCUUUUCCAAGACGGUUUCCAAUGACUUAGCGAAGAUGUCACGGAAACUAGGCACGGCCCCCGAUCAGAAGCAGGACUCUGCAGCGGAGCGCCUUCAAAGACGGCGUACUCUCCCCCAUAAGAAGCGUGUGUGUUGUGUAAAGUCAGCCAUUGAGGCUAGAAGUAGCCCACAAAGGAGCCCCAUCAUCAUGCGGACACCAUCAGCCCCUAACUUCUAUGCGAAGGACAGCUCGUUCAGCCGCUCGCGCAGCUCCAGCGUGACCAGCCUGGAGCGGGAGGCGCGCGAGGUCAUCACCGCCUUCCACUUCUGCGAGACCAUGAGCAGGAAGGGCGAGGCGGGGCCCGGGCCCAGCCUCUGGGUGGGCACCUCGCAGGGCAGCAUGCUGGUGCUGCCGCUCGCCGUGCCCGCCAGCAGCGAGCUCCGCAUGCAGCAGGCACCCGCCGUGUCCUUCGGCGGCACAGUGACGCGCCUGAAAGGCUGUGUCGUCACCAUGGCCACCCUGGACUCCACCGGCGCCCCUCUGCUGCCCCCGUACGAGGUGUGGUACGACCCCAAUCUGCCAGACGAGCGCGAGGAGAAGGACCGCUGGAAGCGGCGUGGGCCCGCCUCUCCCCCCGGCGGCCCAGAGGGGGCGCCAGAGACGCACUACGUGGUGCUGUGCUCAGAGAAGCAGGCCGAGGUGCUGGUACUGCCGUCGCAGCACAGCGCCUUCAAACACAACAUCACCGAGGCCUCGUUCGUGCUGCGCGCUGACGUGGUGCUGAUGCCCGCCGGCAGCUGCAUCGCCUGCUUUUGCGCCAAUGGGCACAUCAUGACACUCAGUCUGCCCGCCUUGCGGCCUCUGUUGGAUGUGAACUACCUGCCUUUGACGGACAUGCGCAUCGCCAGAACCUUCUGCUUCUCCAACCUGGGCCAGGCUCUGUACCUCACCUCUCCCACAGAGAUACAGCGCAUCACCUACAGCCAGGAAACGUGCGAUAACCUGCAGGAGAUGCUGUGUGAGCUCUUCACCCCAGUGGAGACUCCGGAGGCCCCUAACAGAGGCUUCUUCAAGGGUCUGUUUGGAGGAGGGGCCCAGUCUCUGGACAGAGAAGACCUCUUCGGGGAGGUGGCAGCGGGUAAGGCCUCACGCAGCCUGGCUCAGCACAUCCCUGGGCCCGGGGGCAUGGAGGGCAUGAAGGGCGCAGCGACGGGCAUAAUGGGGGAUCUGGCGCGCACCCGGAUGGCGCUGGAUGAGAGAGGGCAGAAACUGGGCGAGCUGGAGGAGCGGACGGCCGGCAUGAUGCACAGUGCAGAUUCCUUCUCCAAACACGCCCACGAUAUCAUGUUGAAGUGCAAAGAUAAGAAGUGGUACCAGCUCUGAUGCCAGUGCCAGAGGGUCGAUGUGGCUGAAGACCCCUCUCUCCUCCUCCUCCUCUUUUCUCUCUCUAUCUUUUGCUCUCCUCCUCCUCCUCGUCGAGUUCUCCUUUCCUCCCUCCCUCUGUCCCGGAGAGCUGACUGAUUGACAGACUGCCACUUCUUUUCGGAGCACAAAACUCACCCCGUUCGACCUCAGUCAUCAGAGGGGAGCCAAACCCGCCAGAGAGACAGUGACCUUUCCCCUGCCUCUCCACGACCCUGAGUGCUGAGGAGGAGAGAAGGAGAGAAGGAGAGAGGGAGGACGAGGUUGGAGGAGAAUAUGAGGAAGAGGAGGACAAGGCGAGGAGACUCAGAACAGCCUGUGUGUCUUGUUCAAAUUAGCCACGCUGCCAUACUACUACUACUACUGCUGUUAAGGAGAGAAAAAAAAAACUACUGAAGGACAUUUGAUGCCUCCUCCCUCUGAGGCAAACAGGAAGUAGAUAUACCAAGGAAUGCUGGGUGUUGUAGUUCCAGACACUGGGAAGGGAAGGGAAGGGGAAGGGCACGGCAGGCAGACACGACGGACUCUCCCUCUCUUUCCCACAUCCAGUGACUUCAAUCGCUUAUCUGUUGUGCAUUUUAUAUGUUUGCCCCUCUCACUGACACCCCCCCACCCCCCAUGCCACACCCC